Messenger RNA from Zingiber officinale, 1797 nucleotides. Its product is annotated as isocitrate dehydrogenase [NADP]-like. The transcript has 15 exons. Gene Ontology annotation, biological process: isocitrate metabolic process. The record is from RefSeq and is a predicted model, not a curated record. The coding region runs from base 90 to 1517 and encodes 475 amino acids. Gene Ontology annotation, cellular component: mitochondrion. Gene Ontology annotation, molecular function: isocitrate dehydrogenase (NADP+) activity; magnesium ion binding; NAD binding. Lineage: Eukaryota; Viridiplantae; Streptophyta; Magnoliopsida; Zingiberales; Zingiberaceae.
UACCCGACGAAACCUAUUCGUAGAGCUCGCAUAUUGACAACCAGAUCGGACACCUUCUCAGGCGGCGGAUUCUCUCCAUCGGCGUCGCCAUGUUAUCUUCAUCCUUCUCCGCUCUCUCCUCCUCCUCCUGUUACUCUUACCUGUCGCCACUCUCCCCUGCCUUAAGGAAUCGUACUGUCUCCGUGCACCUAUUGCAUCGGACGCGACCCAUCAAUGGAGGUUGCCUCACGAUUCGUACUACCUCUUCCGUACGCUGUUUGGCCACUAUGUCCGCUGCCGAACGCAUCAAAGUUCACAACCCCAUCGUCGAGAUGGAUGGUGACGAGAUGACUAGGGUCAUUUGGAGAAUGAUAAAAGAAAAGCUUAUAUUUCCAUAUCUCGAUUUGGACAUCAAGUACUUCGAUCUGGGUCUUCCGAACCGUGACGCCACUGAUGACAAUGUCACCGUAGAAAGUGCUGAAGCUACACUCCGGUACAACGUUGCAGUGAAGUGUGCAACGAUAACGCCUGAUGAAGCUAGAGUUAAGGAGUUUAAUCUCAAAUCCAUGUGGAGAAGCCCCAAUGGAUCUAUAAGGAACAUUUUAAAUGGAACUGUCUUUCGGGAGCCAAUUCUUUGCCAAAACAUACCACGCAUAGUAACUGGUUGGAAGAAACCUAUAUGUAUUGGUAGGCAUGCAUUUGGAGAUCAGUAUCGAGCAACAGACAUGAUUGUCAAAGGUUCUGGGAAGCUUAAAAUGGUUUUUGUCCCUGAAGAUGGAGGUGCACCUACAGAGCUAGAUGUUUAUGAGUUCAAAGGGACUGGUAUUGCAUUAUCAAUGUAUAAUGUUGAUGAGUCUAUUCGAGCUUUUGCUGAGUCAUCAAUGUCCAUGGCGUUUGCAAAAAGAUGGCCACUUUACUUGAGUACCAAAAAUACCAUAUUGAAAAAAUAUGAUGGCAGGUUUAAAGACAUAUUUCAGGAGGUAUAUGAGGAAAAAUGGAAGAGCCAGUUCGAAGAACAAUCAAUAUGGUAUGAGCACAGACUGAUUGACGAUAUGGUAGCUUAUGCACUGAAAAGUGAUGGUGGUUAUGUGUGGGCAUGCAAAAACUAUGAUGGAGAUGUCCAGAGUGAUUUCCUUGCACAAGGAUUUGGUUCUCUGGGCUUGAUGACUUCUGUAUUGUUAUCAUCUGAUGGGAAAACAUUGGAGGCUGAAGCAGCACAUGGAACCGUGACUCGACAUUUCAGGCUAUAUCAGAAAGGAGAAGAGACUAGUACUAACAGUAUUGCAUCCAUAUUUGCCUGGACACGUGGUCUUGAGCAUAGAGCAAAGCUGGAUAAACAUGAACAAUUACUAGAGUUUGUCCAGAAGCUUGAGUUGGCAUGCAUUGAAACAGUGGAGUUUGGUAAAAUGACAAAGGAUCUUGCACUUCUUAUCCACGGGCCAAAAGUGUCAAGGGAUCUCUACUUGAGCACUGAAGAAUUCAUUGAUGCUGUUGCUCAGAAUCUCAAAGAUAAGAUCCAAAGUAGCAGCAGCCAUUAACCAAUAGUUAUUGGCCACAACAAUGACCAAAAAGAAAUAAAUAAAGAAUCUUUGCACUGUUUCCUGAAGGUCAGAGAUCUUUAAAUGCCAACUUUGGAAGGAAAAUUAAUUAGAGAUCUGAGAGGAAAAUUAAUUAAUUGGAUUUUAUCUUUUACUUAGGUAAAUUGCAGUAGUAUCAGUGUUCAAGUUGUUGUGAUGAUCACAUAUCUUAUCUCAAAUUGUUGCUGCUAAUUCAUGUUGUGGUGGAUUUUGUUGAUAGUUUUCCUCAUUCUUCCUAGCU